UUUGACAUUUCUUCUUUUGUUUUGCUACACAACAAGCAAUUAGUGCGUAUGUAAAACAUAACACAAAAUAAAAUUCAAAGCAGUGUAAGACUCUCUGGCGAAUAGUCAUCAAUAUAGCAUUCACUUUACCUGCAUUUAUAUUAUUGAAAAGAAUAAAACGGCAACAGAUAAAACUUAAGUAAAGUGUUGAUCAAUCGAAGCUACAGGGCUUAUAUUGCCAAUUCUAUUAUCACAUCGUAAACGUAUUUUCAUAUUUUAUAACAAUUUCAAAGAGAAGCCAAAUGGAUAGCGACGCAGAAUCUUACGACGAAUAUGAUGGUGAUUACGACGAACCAGAGGAAUGGGAUGAUGUUGAUGAUAAUGUCAACAAAAAACCAUCAUUUGAAACGCUAACAACUGACGACAUCGUGCAACUUAUGAACCAGUAUAUCGAGGAAGUCAAUGCCAUCGUACAGAUGCCAGCAACAGCCACGCGAAUUCUAUUGAGCCAUACGAAGUGGCAAAAGGAAGAACUACUUGUUAAGUUGACCGCUGACGAUUCUGAUGAAUUCUUUAAAAAGGCACAUGUUCUUAAUCCAUUUGCUGAGGAUAAUAGUCCAAAAGCGGUGUCCAACGUACACGAAUGUAAUAUUUGUUUAACGGAAUUGCCACAAGAUGCAAUUGUUGGUCUCACUUGUGGUCAUAAAUCGUGUAAAGAUUGCUUUGGUCAAUAUUUGACGUAUAAAGUGGUCGAUGAUGGUAAAGCUGAUUCGAUUUCAUGUACUGACACAAAGUGCCGCAUCGUCGUUGACGAUUUGACAAUCAUCAAAUUUCUAACCACGGACAAAGCAAAACAAAUGUACCAGCAUUUAAUGGCAACUUCAUUUGUUGAGUAUAAUCGUAAUUUGAAAUGGUGCCCAUCGCCUGGUUGUACGUAUGCAAUUAAAGUCAAUCAGAUAUUGACACAUCAACAAAAUUGUACCUGUAAAUGUGGCCAUAGCUUUUGCUUUAGUUGCGGUGAUGCUUCGCAUGAUCCGAUACCGUGCGCUUUAAUGGACAACUGGAAAAGAAAUUCAAACGAUGAUACAAUCUUAUAUCUCACCAAACAUACGAAAGAAUGCCCGAAAUGUUUUUGUGCCAUCGAAAAGAAUGGCGGCUGCAAUCGCAUGAUCUGCCGAAAGUGUACCCAUCCAUUUUGCUGGCUAUGUUACGGAACGAUGACUACAUAUGACCAUCAAUGCAACCAAUUUAAGGAAGUCAAUGAAGAUAGAAAUCAGAAGAAUCGAUGGCAACAUUAUUUUCAGCGAUACUCUACACACAAGGAAUCGCUGAAAUGUGAAGAAAGGCUAUUGAUUGGCGAUAAUACAAUCGACCGCAAAAUGAAAACUAUGCAAUUCAUGGGAAAAUCAUGGAAUGAUGUUCAAUUCUUGAAAAAAUCCGUUGAAAUUCUAUGUGAAAGUCGUAAGCAGUUGAUGUUUACCUAUAUUUUUGCAUACUAUAUCGAAGACCACCAUCAAAAAGUCAUUUUUGAAGCGAAUCAAAAUGAUUUGGAAUCGGCCACCGAAGCUCUGUCACAGUAUUUGGAACAAAACAUCACGGAAAAUAACAUUGACACGAUUAUACAAGAUGUUAUGCACAAAUCAAAUUAUUGCGAACGACGUCAAAAGACGAUGCAAGAACAUAUUUACGAAGGCUUCGAAAAGGAUUGGUGGUCAUUCACAACAAAUCUCUGGUCCCGACUCAAGAAAAUGGGUUAACAAAAUAGAAAAUAGUACAAAGCUAGCACCAAUUUUCCGAUUGAAAUUUUUCUAUAGUAUAAUUCAAGAUCAAUAUAACUACCUAUUGAUAGAAAUAUAUAGAUUCAUAAAUAAUGUCCAUUUAACGCAUCUAUUCACUCCAUACACGAUGUGUAUGCUGAAAAUAACAAUUGGUUGAAAUGAUUUAAAAAUUUUAUAUUGGCAAAAUGGAUUUUUGCUUUUUUUACUUUCAAUUUAUUUCACACAAUGCGUAAAAUAGGCGCCACUUCUGAAUCUGUAGUUAUUUAUCUAUUAACUUCCAUUAUAUGCUUAAAAUUAAUCUUAAACCCGUGUGUCGGGUCAAAUUGACCCGAUGUAUUUUCUUUUGCAAAUUAAACAUACAAAAAAUAAAAAAUAUAAUCAAAUAUCAUUUUUUGUAUGUAUUGGACCUUUAUCUUUGUGAACACAGUGAAAAUAUUACAAAUAUGUGUAUGGGCGGCCGAUAUGUAAAUGGCCGACCGGCCACUCUUUAUUAUUUACCAAUGACACCAUGACAAUUUUGUAUUUUAUAAGCACAAACAGGCGUCAAUUGAUAGCUUAUUUCAAGGCCUUUCCAACGAUAUCCAAAUGCCGACUGUCCCGUG
Messenger RNA from Contarinia nasturtii (swede midge), 2359 nucleotides. RefSeq names its product potential E3 ubiquitin-protein ligase ariadne-1-like. Lineage: Eukaryota; Metazoa; Arthropoda; Insecta; Diptera; Cecidomyiidae. Gene Ontology annotation, molecular function: zinc ion binding; ubiquitin conjugating enzyme binding; ubiquitin protein ligase activity. The record is from RefSeq and is a predicted model, not a curated record. Gene Ontology annotation, biological process: ubiquitin-dependent protein catabolic process; protein polyubiquitination; positive regulation of proteasomal ubiquitin-dependent protein catabolic process. The transcript is spliced from 7 exons. Bases 282 to 1736 code for a protein of 484 amino acids. Gene Ontology annotation, cellular component: ubiquitin ligase complex; cytoplasm.